UAUUUUCUUGUGGUCCUCGAAAAGAACUGUUGACCCAAAAGAACUAACGAAAGUGUCAAUUAUCCUCAAGAAUAGGCAAAAAGGGAAGUGCCAAGUCGACUACACAGAAGAAGUUGGAACUGAGCUGUUAAGGAUGAGGAUGAGUCGGAUCCUUGCAAGUCAUCGUCACCAAUCCCUCGAGCCUUGGAGACGGGAAGGACGCCUCUUCUGGUCUCCAAGGGACGUGUAAUUAACAGCCGUGACCCCUUCUAUCAUGUCCUCUGACUUGGGACCCGUCUUCAUUCCCCGCCUCUUCCAUCAUGGUUGAUGGAGUAAGUCCCGAAAAAUAAAGUUAUAUGAUUCUUCAUUAUCCAACAAUGGCUUAUUUCUUUUCCAUACUUGCUUGAUAUAAUUGACAUCUGGAAGAUGUUUUUAAUGGCUCUGAUGGGGCAUAUAUGUCUUUUUGCUUUUUCUUCCGAUCCAUUUCGUGUCCUCUUCCCCACGGUAUAUAUAUCGAGGGAUCGGUGGGUUGUUGAAACACAAAACAUCCGUCGUUGGCUCGGAAACAUGACCGAAGAAGAUAAGAAACGCGGCGAGGCGGAGAUCCAGCGGUGGCUUGAGGUCGGGAGUGUCGAGAUCCCGCCGGCCGAUGUCCGGAUCGUGACGUCCGGCGGGCGGCGAAUACCUGUUCACUCCACCGUUCUGGCUUCUGCGUCGCCUGUGCUGGAGAGCAUACUGGGUGGACCGCAUAAGGGCAGGAGUCGAGGAAGGGAGAUCCCCAUUCUUGGCGUCCCAUGCGACGCUGUCCAAGCCUUCGUUCACUCACUCUACUUUGCCAGGCGGCCGUACGACAGGUGCGUGUCAGCCACAGAGGAGGAGAUGAUCGGGGAGCACGGAAUGCACCUGUUGGCGCUGUCGCACGCGUACCGCGUCGGGUGGUUGAAGCGCGCUGCCGAGCGGGCGCUCUCGUUGCGGCUGACCGCCGAGGGCGUGGUGGACGUGCUGGUGCUGUCGCAGCGGUGCGACGCGCCGCGCCUCCACCUGCGGUGCAUGCAGCUGCUGUCGAAGGACUUCGCCGCGGUGGAGCAGACCGAGGCCUGGCGGUUCCUCCAGGACCACGACCCCUGGCUCGAGCUCCACAUCCUCCAGUUCCUCCACCACGCCCACCUGCGGCGGCGGCGGCAGGCGAGGAGGAAGGCGGAGCAGAGGUUGUACGCGGAGCUGCACGAGGCCAUGGACUGCUUGCGCCACAUCUGCGCCGAUGGGUGCGGGGAGGUGGGGCCCUCAGGCCGGCUCCUCCCAGCCCACGCCCGCCCCCCCUGCCCCAACCCCGUCAGUUGCCGCGGCCUCCGGCAGCUCAUCCGCCACUUCGCGGCGUGCGACCGGCAGAAGCGGCAGCAGCACGGGUGCCGACGCUGCAAGCGCCUGUGGCAGCUGCUCCGCCUCCACGCCUCCAUCUGCGACGAGGUCGACGACGCCUCCUGCAAGGUUCCCCUCUGCAUACAAUUCAAGCAGAGGAUGCAGGAGAAGGAAGGGGAAUUGGAGGAGGACGAGGCCGAGAGAUGGAGGCUACUGGUGAAGAAGGUGGCCUCCGCUAGAGUUAUGUCGCACUUGGCCAAGAGGCAGAGUCAAGUAUUAGUUUAAUGAUAUAUUUUGUCGGCUACAUUACAUUAAUGGUCUGAUCGAGUUCUGAAUUUAAAUUUCUGUUAAUUAUUGCCUUACACAUCGUGUUGUAAAUUUCUGUCCUAAUCUAGUAAUGCAAUAAGA
Molecule: messenger RNA, 1746 nt
Organism: Musa acuminata AAA Group (dessert banana)
Lineage: Eukaryota; Viridiplantae; Streptophyta; Magnoliopsida; Zingiberales; Musaceae
Product: BTB/POZ and TAZ domain-containing protein 1-like
Exons: 5
Coding region: 406-1623 (405 amino acids)
Cellular component (GO): nucleus
Molecular function (GO): protein binding
Source: RefSeq, a predicted model, not a curated record